Messenger RNA from Paramecium octaurelia, 702 nucleotides. NCBI's taxonomy places the organism in Eukaryota, Ciliophora, Oligohymenophorea, Peniculida, Parameciidae. The record is from the annotation of a GenBank genome assembly.
AUGUAAAUGUGUAAGAGAGAGAGAGAAGAACUCUACAGGCCUUAGUUAACCCUAUAUGAAAAGCGAGAACUCUGGCACACAAUCCUAGAAAAUAGAGGCAACGUGGGUUUGGUGGCAUAGAGAAUGGGAAAACCUCAGGAGACAAUCGAGUAAGAUAUACUGGAGAUCUUCGUGGAAUGUCUACUAAUAGUUAAUGACCAUUUGGGAUAAAGCAAGAAUGAAGCAAUUAUUUAAAAGCUGAAAGCAGAAAAUGUAGUGUCUGUAAUUUAAUUGGCAUCCAGAAAUAAUUCCUAUUACACUAGUGUCAAGAAUCUCAACUUAUUAUUGAAUAUGAUUCAAUGUGCAUUGUAGCAGGAUGAUUUGGAUAAAAAUUUGAGAGAUUUAUAAAAAUAAUCUAAAUUUGAAUGUCUGUUUUUUGAGAUCAAAUGUUUAUUUUGGGAUCAAAUAAAUGAUUUAUCAGAUGACGAAUAACCACAAAUGGUCAUUGUGAAUAAUGAUCCAUAAACCAAUGGCACAUUCAGAGAUAUGUAUAUAGAAUUGGAGUUGCCAGAAGAUGAAUCAAGCAAAUAGGAAAAGAAGAACAUGAUAUCAGAUAAGCAAUUUCUAACACAUUUGAAUAAAAUAAUGGCAGAAAAGUAGAUUCCAUACUGGGAAUAAGUAGUAGUAAGGUGGAAUCUUAUGUAAAAUAUAUUUAAUAAUUGA